AUGAUUCUACGGAGCAUCUACCUCCUGGCCGCCGCCAUCCUCCCGUUCGCCUGCGCUGAUGUGCAAGUCAUCGCUCCUCAACCGGGAGACACAAUCACCGGACUCAAUCUACAGAUACAGUGGAAAGACUCAGGCAAUUCACCACCUCUCUCCCAACUGGCUAAUUACCAACUGUUCCUAUGUGCGGGAGGAAACGUUGACUCCAGCUAUAUCCCACUAGCAACACUUGUUCAAGAAGGUACCUACACGACCGGCAACUCGAUCACUAUCACUUUGCAACCGGGAACUGGUGCUGAUGUGCCCAAUGCCUAUUUCUUGAAAUUCGUGUCCGCUGCUACGGGAGGCACCGUCAUCAACUUCUCCGACCGUUUCACCCUCAAAAGCAUGACUGGCACGUUUCCAGCUGUGGUACAGCAAGGCUUAAGGACCGUCUCUGGUACCGCUGGUCCAGCCGACGUCAACAACAUUCAAGCCCCUCAAGCGGGUGCUGGUCAAAACACCCCGACUGUCGGAGAUGGUGCCUAUGAUACCCCAUACACAAUGCAGACGGGGACAAUUCGCUAUGCUCCCAUGCCUCCAUUGGCCCAAACGAAGAUCACUGCAAAGAACGCUUCUCCUCUAUGGCCUACCAGCGCAUACACUGUGUACCAGACCAUUGCGGGAACCCCAAAUGCUAUUACGACCAACACGUUACCCAUUACAUUCAGCGUUUCUAGUAGAGAGAAUCCGGCUGCUGCGGCUGGCCAACCCACUGACGCAGCGAUGCAGAAAUUCCUCAAUCGGUGGAAGGACUGA
Cladophialophora psammophila CBS 110553 is the source of this 795-nucleotide messenger RNA. RefSeq lists its product as uncharacterized. Gene Ontology annotation, biological process: cell wall biogenesis; (1->6)-beta-D-glucan biosynthetic process; fungal-type cell wall organization. The record is from RefSeq and is a predicted model, not a curated record. Gene Ontology annotation, cellular component: extracellular region. Bases 1 to 795 code for a protein of 264 amino acids. Lineage: Eukaryota; Fungi; Ascomycota; Eurotiomycetes; Chaetothyriales; Herpotrichiellaceae. The transcript is spliced from 3 exons.